Molecule: messenger RNA, 1320 nt
Organism: Guillardia theta CCMP2712
Lineage: Eukaryota; Cryptophyceae; Pyrenomonadales; Geminigeraceae
Exons: 8
Coding region: 1-1320 (439 amino acids)
Molecular function (GO): RNA binding
Source: RefSeq, a predicted model, not a curated record
AUGGCGAGUGCUGAGAAUCGCUGCCUGCAUGUGACGGGGCUGAGUCCGCUCGUGGAUGAAACGCUUCUAAGCAGCAUCUUUGGAGCCUUCGGCCAGUUGACGUCAUGCAGAAUCAUUCCAGAUGCAAACGGAAUUCAUGGUUACUGCGACUUUGCAGACUUCUCAAGUGCAAGUGUAGCACUGGCCUCCUUGAAUGGUCGGGAAGUUUUGGGUUCUCCGUUAAACGUCUCCUGGCACUUGCAACAAGCAGGACCGAAGGAGGAUACAAGCAAUCACAUCACAGUCUUCGUUGGGAACAUAGGAGACAUCAUCGACGAAUACAUGCUCUUCGAAUCGUUCGCACACUUCAAUUGCUCGGAUUCCAGGAUCAUCCGGGGAGACGAUGGCAAGUGUCUGGGGUAUGGAUUUGUGACCAUCCGGACGCAGGUGACCGAAUUUGGUUUGCUAUUGCAAAGGUUUGAUAGAAGUGCCGGUACAGGAGGAUGCAAACGCCGCUGUUGCUGCCAUGGAUGGCGGUCGGUUGAUGGGGAGGCCCUUGCGGAUGUGAAUGCAGCAGCAAACAGACCACCCGAUCCUCCUCCGUCCACUGACGCUCAGACUGUGGCGAAGCAGGCUUCAGAGUCGAACACGACAGUACAUGUGGGAAAUCUUGUGGGCACUGAGAGUGAAGAAGCUCUCAAAAAGGCUUUUGCGAAGCACGGAGAGAUUGACAACGUGCGGGUGCCUGGCAAGAACUUCGCCUUCGUGACGUAUACUACGCACAAAGCGGCGGCUGCAGCUAUUGCUGCAUUGAAUGGGACAAAACCUCCUGGUCUUACAAGACCACUCAAGUGCACGUGGGCAGCCGAGAAGAAAACUCAAACCACAACGGCAACGACCUCUGUAGCUACACCUGCGAAUGCAAGCAUGCCUUAUCCCCCUACAGAUCCCUCCGGACACAUGGUCAACCCCAAUGCGGCAAUCCAUGCUUACGAUGGCCAUUCCCCGGCAUCUAUUCAUCAUGAGGCGGGGUAUCCCGCUUUGAAUGGCUCCGUCUUGAACUCCGGAUAUAGUGCACACGGACAGGAUGGUAUGAGCAUGCACUAUAGCAUGCCAGCCAAUGGCAUGAUGGGAGCUGAAUCAGAUGGAAUGGCAUCGAACAUGGGGAUGGUGGGGCAGCCGGGGAUGAUUGGACCAGCUCCCGGGGGUAUGAUGGGACCAGGAACUGGCGACAAGAAGGCACAGGGCAUGGGGUUGAGUGGAAGCUCAACAGCAGACAUGGGAGGAAAGAUGGAGAUGAGACGUGACUUCGGUGCUCGCAAUCACCCGUACAAUCGAUAA